Molecule: messenger RNA, 1142 nt
Organism: Physella acuta
Lineage: Eukaryota; Metazoa; Mollusca; Gastropoda; Physidae
Product: putative G-protein coupled receptor 139
Biological process (GO): G protein-coupled receptor signaling pathway
Cellular component (GO): plasma membrane
Molecular function (GO): G protein-coupled receptor activity
Source: RefSeq, a predicted model, not a curated record
CAGGAAGUUAUUUCUGGAACUGACCAGCAACUGGAAUCGAUGGCUGGAGGUGACCAGCAACAGGAAGUCAUGGCUGGAACUGACCGCUAGUCAUGAGUGACCAGUUGGUGGAGGAUGUGGCGAAUUAUUUCCUCUGGACGGUGAUGUCCCCAAUUCUGCUGACGAUAGGAACUAUGGGCAACAUUUUGUCAAUUGUCGUGCUAACCAGGCGAACCUCCCAGACGUCGGUGUACCUGAUGGCUCUAUCUCUGGCCGACAUCUUGGUGCUCAACACGGGUCUGCUUAGACAGUUCAUCAAGCGGGUCAGUGGCAUCGAUGUCAGGUUGCUGUCAGAACCCGGAUGUAAGAUGCACGUAAUGACCGUCUACUCCUCCCUGCACAUCUCCGUCUGGAUCCUGGUCGCCUUCACGUGCGAGCGCAUCAUCUCCGUGUUCGCGCCGCACAAAGUCCGCUCCUACUGCACCCGUCUCACGUCGACAGCGGCUGUUGCGGGCAUCACGUGCCUGCUACUGGCUCUCAACAGCCACUUCGUGUACGGCAUGGGGCGGGGCGGGAACCACACCCUGAUCACGUGUUCGGAACUCUACCCCGAGUACGAAAACUUCCUGUCCUUCACGUGGCCGUGGAUAGACUUCUCCGUCUUCUGCUUAGUGCCAUGUGUUGUACUUUUGGCGGGAAACACCAGCAUUGUUCUGGGAGUUCUUGCCAGCAAACGGAAGUCCCGGCGGGUCGGGCCCAUCCUUGAGGCGUCAGCUCAGCCGUUGCCUAGAAACAAGACGUCAUCCAUGACGGCCGUGUUGCUUAUGCUGAACCUGGUGUUCGUGCUAACCACUGCGCCAGUCAGCCUGUUUUUUAUCCUCUACCCCUCGUGGCAGGAGAGGAUUCGAACCGAGCAGGACGUUGCUCGCGCCAACCUCGUAUUCGCCGCAGUCAACUUGUUCCAGUACCUGAACAACGCUCUCAACUUCCUGCUGUACUGUGGCUCCGGUACCAAGUUCAGACAGGACCUGGCCGGUAUAUUUAGACGGGGACAGUUUGUGAUUCAUGGACGGCCAACUACAAUCACCCAUGGACGGCCAACUACAACCAUGGCCACCAGUUUUAUACGAACAGUCAGGCUAGGGAGGUCUCAAGUUUAUUAG